Messenger RNA from Brassica napus (rape), 825 nucleotides. RefSeq lists its product as uncharacterized. The record is from RefSeq and is a predicted model, not a curated record. Lineage: Eukaryota; Viridiplantae; Streptophyta; Magnoliopsida; Brassicales; Brassicaceae. The transcript has a single exon. Bases 1 to 825 code for a protein of 274 amino acids.
AUGGGCCCACAGGUUGAGUGGCCUCAGAAGAUGAAAGCACCUUUUUUUUUCCGGAAUCCUGGUCUCUGGUGCGACUUCCACCGUGACCAUGGUCACAAAACGGAGGACUGCGUCGCACUGAAGGUCGAGGUCAUCAAAUUACUUAAGAAAGGACACCUCAGGGAGUUCCUUUCCGAAAAGGCCAAGAGCCAUCUAAGCAAGGAGACAACGGGGAAGCCCACUGAAGCUGCUCCCGUCUCGCCACCUCGAGUGAUCCAUGUCAUAUCGGGUGGUUCAGAAAUCAGCGGUAUAAGCCACACAGCCGCGAAGAAGAACACUUGGAAUGCCAAGCAUGGCCUAGAGGCAGGCAAGACGAAACGCCUGCUCCUGGGUAUGGAGGAAAUAAGCUUCACGGCCAAGGAGCAGGAAAGGGUUCUCACCCCACAUCAUGACGCCCUGGUCAUAUCGCUCAUUGUAGCGAAUUGCCUUGUGAAAAGGAUACUGGUAGAUAAUGGAAGCUCCGGCAACAUCAUCUUCCAGGCUGCAUACGAGAAUCUGGGGCUGGAGGAAAGCGCUCUAACUCGUAGGAUAACCCCACUCAUAGGAUUCAGCGGAGAAGUCAACCAGACUGCUGGAGAGGUGACCCUCCCGGUAUACGCUGAAGGGAUCAACAUGUCAACCAAGUUCCUUGUCGUUGACUGCGAUUCAUCCUACAACAUGAUCUUGGGACAGCCUUGGAUUCACGGCAUGGGAGCCAUUCCUUCGACUCUUCACCAGAUGGUGAAAUUCCCUACACCGUGGGGCAUAAGAGCAAUCAGAGAGGAUCAAGAGUAUUCCCGCUCCUAG